Betta splendens (Siamese fighting fish) is the source of this 1531-nucleotide messenger RNA. RefSeq names its product tyrosine kinase receptor Cad96Ca. The transcript is spliced from 11 exons. Gene Ontology annotation, molecular function: ATP binding; signaling receptor binding; non-membrane spanning protein tyrosine kinase activity. NCBI's taxonomy places the organism in Eukaryota, Metazoa, Chordata, Actinopteri, Anabantiformes, Osphronemidae. Bases 143 to 1378 code for a protein of 411 amino acids. The record is from RefSeq and is a predicted model, not a curated record. Gene Ontology annotation, cellular component: extrinsic component of cytoplasmic side of plasma membrane. Gene Ontology annotation, biological process: cell differentiation; protein phosphorylation; innate immune response.
UAACCAGCAUCUCAUUUAGAGCUGCUCCUCAUCAAACACAGAGUGUCUUCUUUACCUGUGAGUACGUUAUUUGAGUCAUUUGUGUUUUUGUCAACAUUUCCCAGACUGUUUCACCGUCCAGUGUCUGAGCAGCGACGGCAGAAUGGAUCUGUGCUGGGCCUCCUCAGUGGCUGUCUACAUCCUGUCUGCGCUUCUCGCCUUCACCGUGCUUAUGUUCAUUUUGGUGGGAGCCGCGUGUCACAGAAAAUAUCGUUGUCUGCUCCGCACCAUUCAAGAGCUGCAGCGGAGCCAGCCGGCGUUGCUUCCUGUCCCUCAGUCAGACCCAGCAGUGGAGGCGGAGGUGGAGGAGCUGCCGCCUCACAUUCCCCUGCGGAUCAGCUCAUUCAAGCCUCCGUCCAGGAGGAUGUGGAGGAGCAGAGAGCAGGGUCCUCCUUUGACAAAGUCAAACCUGAACCUGCUGCAGCUGAUCAAAUCGGGGAAGGAAGGCGUCUUCUAUCAGGCCAGAAUGACCAAAGGAACGUGUAAAGGCCACAGCUUGUUCACCUGCAAGAUCAGCAAGCAAGACGUCCGUCCCAAGCACGUGGAUGCCGAGGUUUCCAUCAUGAGGAAGCUGGUUCACCACAAGAGCGUCCUGCAGCUACUGGACUGGAACACGGCUGAGGAGCCCUACAUGCUGUUCAUGGAGUAUGUGAGCUACGGGACCCUGAGGACCUUCCUGCAGGCCAACCGGACCCACCUGAGCGCGGAUCCGGAACUCCAGAGCCUCCUCACCAUCGCCUCGUACCACGUGGCUCUGGCUAUGCAGCAUCUGCGCUCUAAAAUGAUUGUGCACUGUGACCUGGCCCUGAGGAACAUCAUGGUCAGUAAGUUUCCGUGGGAGGUCAAAGUGGCCGAGUUCGGACUGGCUCGAGACCUGUCGUGUAUGACAAUUCGCCACAGCAGUCGCUGGAGAAACCCACGGCGCGUGCCGCUCCGCUGGUACCCCCCAGAGUACUUCAAGAACAACAAUUACGGCUUCAAAGGAGACGUGUGGGCGUUCGGCAUUCUGCUGUGGGAGAUGCACACAUUUGGUACCUUGCCAUAUCCAAACCUGGAGACCUCAGAAGAAGUCGUGUACCACAUCUGCAUCGGCCAUAAAAACACAAACCCCGAAGGCUGCAGACAAGAGAUACUUCAAAUCAUGCAGGACUGUUGGCUGGAGCCGGGCUCGCUGAGGCCUUCAUUCACAGACGUUGUCCUGGUGCUGGAGAACAUCAUGGAAAGUGAUGCAGACUAUGUGGAAGUUGAGGGUCCACAGAACCCGGUGAAGGAUGAGGUCCUGUCUAACAGUGCUAACCAAAGUGUAACACAUGGAGUUGUCCUAGGCUACGGGACAUGAUGCUCCUGGUGCUGCCACUGUUUGAUAACACAAACAUUCAAACGUCUCAGGGAUGUGGAUGAGAACGUAAACAUCCAACUGAAUAGUUGACUCUUCAACAAAUUAUUUAUUUAUUUAUUUUUUGGAUUAUUAAAUAAAAACCAUGCAUGUUUA